UCUGAGUUCUGACCCCUUCCGGCCGGCCUCCUCUUGCAAGGUUCCUGCGAGGCUGCGACGUCGGUCGCUCCGGCCGGUGCUGCUUCCGGAGCCGUUCUGAUUUUCGAAUCGACCGGCGGAGAUGUCAGGGUCGGGGUGCAGUCCAGCCCUCGGGGGAGCAACCAGCGACGAGGAUGCCAACACAUCGCCCCCACUGCAACCUCCGAACCCGAGCACGUCGCGGCGGCGGCUGCCGCCGUGGCACCCAGACUUCACGGGCCCGUACCGGCUGCCGGAGACCGAGUACCAUCCUUCAGAGCUUCAGCCACCGGCGCGCCGACGGCCGACGAGCGAGGGUGCAUCUGACUCCGCGAGGACGAAGAGGAGCAAGUCCGGGGCAUCGGAAUCGGAGUCAGAUCGUGAGACGUCUUCACAGGAGGAGCCGGGCUCAGGCUCAGACUCCUCGGCGCACAGCUCCCCGGCCCGUGAGCCGGAGAUGCCGCUCGUGCCAAUCUGGAGGAACUCCAAGGGGAAGUUGGUCUACGGCUUCACUGACGACAAGGCCGCUGUGGCCAAAUAUCGCCAGGAUUUACGCAACUCAACAAGAACAAUUACUGACGCUCAAGCUGCCUUCCAAGGCUCUGGUACCAACGAAUGCUACGGCAGUCCCAAGAACAAGGACAUGAUUUUAAACGCUGCCAAAUCUAUCCUGAGUCUUUCAGCCUAUCUUGAUGGCAAAGAGAUUAACCGGUGCACAGGCAUUGUUGUCAAUCGAGAUGAAGAUAAGAAAUCUCUUACUAUUCUCACCUCUGCCUGGCUUAUCUGCACUGAGAAACCAUCUAAUGAUUGGCUGGAUAAAGAAUAUGCUCCUCAAGCUAAGGUUAUUGUUCACCUACCGGAUGGCACAACCGUAGAUAGUCAAUUGAUGUACUUUAGCAAACAUUAUGACGUCGCCUUCUAUGAGAUUACAGGAGAUUUACACUUGCAUAGUUUACCAUUGGAAGGUAACUCGGAGUUCGGCCGUGAAGCAUUUGUGUUAGUAGCUAGGGAUACAAAUCUAGAUUUAAUCUACAGAGAAGCCAAGCUGGCAUCUGUAGGCCCUUGUGAAUUCCAACACAAUCAUUAUAAGUUCAUCACUUGUUCAAUUCCUAACAAGUGUGGAACUGGAGGUGGACUGUUGGAUUCUAAUGGGAAAAUUGUAGGGUUAUUAUCCUACACAUUUCCUCUUGUUGCUUUUAUUCCAAGCUCUCUUAUAAUGAAGUGUUCAGCAUUGUUGAGAAAAUUAGGGAAAAUUGUGCGACCCCAGCUUGGACUAAAGCUAAAGACGUUGGACUUAUUAGGCAUGUCGUGUAUUGAGCAGUUGUCACAUAAUUUCAACAUCUCCUCUGGUCUUGUAGUAAGAGAGGUUUCAGCAGGAUGUGUUGCUGAGAGGCUUGGCAUUAGAGUGGGGGAUGUUAUUUUAUCAUGUCAAGGAGAGAGUGUUUCAAGUAUAGCUCAGUUCGAAGAUAUACUGCUACGUGUUGGUGAGGAACAUCUUGAGAAGAGCAAUGAUCUUACGUGCAAAGUUGAUGUGCAGGUCGGAGUAUUUAAUACUCGCAAAUGUACAAGGAAACUUGUUACUUUGAAAGUGAAGUUAUCUGAUGGGGUUGAAGUCUUCCGCUAAGGCACAUAGACAUAUUAUGUGGACAGAAGUCUAAUCAUUAAAAGAUGGGCGGAAGUAUUGUAUGGAAGCGAAUAAAAAAUUGCAUAGAGAAUGGUAUUCUUCACGCAACAUGGUUGUGCAGCCUAUAUCAUUAUGAUAGAAUACCCUUUCUUCAAUGUUGCCCCUUAAUUUAGUUACGUUCUUAAAUGUAGUCAAGGUACCUCAUCGUGUUCUAUGGAUUUAUUUGGGUAGAACUCUUAACAAUAUUUUUGUAAUCCUAUAUCAUUAUAAUAUCUAAGGACAUCUCCAAUGGCAACC
Messenger RNA from Triticum dicoccoides, 1939 nucleotides. RefSeq names its product serine protease Do-like HtrA. The transcript is spliced from 10 exons. Bases 122 to 1642 code for a protein of 506 amino acids. NCBI's taxonomy places the organism in Eukaryota, Viridiplantae, Streptophyta, Magnoliopsida, Poales, Poaceae. Gene Ontology annotation, molecular function: protein binding. The record is from RefSeq and is a predicted model, not a curated record.